Molecule: messenger RNA, 2469 nt
Organism: Chelmon rostratus (copperband butterflyfish)
Lineage: Eukaryota; Metazoa; Chordata; Actinopteri; Chaetodontiformes; Chaetodontidae
Product: PWWP domain-containing DNA repair factor 3A-like
Exons: 15
Coding region: 408-2117 (569 amino acids)
Source: RefSeq, a predicted model, not a curated record
UCCCAACAAAUACAAAGUGCUGUUCCUGGCUAUGUGAAUUGUUUGUGCAAGUGUUGAUUACAUUUUUAAUACGUUAUCUAAAUUUAGAGGUCUUCCUCCAGACUACAAGAAGCAGUGUGUGCAGGAACGACGAGACCGGAAGACUGUACUGUCGUUGGUAGCUAACGAUCCAAACAAACCGCAGAUUUGAUGACUUAAAGGGGUUCCACCUGACCGCAGCAUGAGCUUCUUCCAGCGCCCAGUCGGCGGGCGCAACCCCCAAGCACAGCUUUUACCUGUCUGGAGUGCUGGAGACUCAUUUAUCAGGGCUGGAACUCAGCCCUGAUAAAUGACACGUCCUGAUACUUGAGCAGACCUCUCAUCCAACCUUUCCAGAAACCGUCUCCAGAGACACCACAGAACCAAAAAUGAAAGGUGGACGACCACGAAAAAGAACGCCGAAAAAGAAGCAGGCACAGAAUGUCAACUUGGACACCUUUUCAACUCGAACCACGAACGAGUCAAAUGCUGUGCCGUGCAGUGAUUUUGCCAUCGUCGGCCAGCCCACUUCUAGCCCCUUACCAAGGACUCGAAAAAGAGGGAGGGGACAAUCAGGACAGUCACAGGAAGCUUGCCUGACCUCCACGCCAGUCCACAGCUCGUCCUCUGACAUCCUAUCCAACAUUUCAAAGUCCCCUCCUGGAGCAAAACAAGUGAAGCUUGAAUACACCAAACUCAUCACUCAGUUAAAGACGUCAGAGAUAGAUUCACCGUGCUCCAAAUCCAAAUCUCCAAGCAGACGUGGGAGGUUUCAUGCCUUGCAGCCAAGACAAGUUAGAAGAAGGGCAGCAAAGGAGAAAAUGCAGACCAGGAGUAAAACCAACAGUGCACCGGCCAAGUGCCUGCGUGGCAGGACGCAGAAGAUCAAGACAGGGGAUACCACUGCUCAGUCACAGAAGCGCUGCAGACCAAGAUUUGAAAUGGAGAAGUCUGAUGCAGCAGAGCCAGACGAGACUUUGCUGUCCUCAGAUCUGUCAAUAGAGCUGAGUUGCCAUGAGGAAGAGCUGCCCUCUUUGUCCUUCCAGGAAGAUGAGGAAAGUGAUGAUGAGGAGGAAGAGCUACCAAGUUUCUUGAUGCAGGUGGACAAAAAGCCCCUGUCAAUUACAGAGGGAAUGUUUGUGUGGUGCAAAUUUAGAAAUUAUCCAUUCUGGCCUGCAUUGGCAAAAAGUGUGAACCGUAAGCAGAAAAAAGCCAGCAUCAUUUUCAUCGAUGACCCAACGAUUCACAAAAAGAAAGGGUUUACCGUGGCUCUGAAAACCCUGAAGCCUUUUGACUGUGAAGAAGCUAAUGAGCUGGUGUGUAAAGCCAAAGAGGAGUAUGAUGCUGCAAUUGAGUGGUCCUUGGAGCUCAUAACAGACUACAGAAUAAGGAUUGCUUGUGGCUCAUUUUCUGGCUCCUUCAUCGAGUACUUUGCUCAUGACAUGAGCUAUCCAGUCAGGAGGAAGUAUCCGCAGGCAGCCUCAGAGAGACUAACCAUCGCCAGCGAUGCGAUCGUGGAGGCGCUGUGCGACGAUCAUAAAGAGGACAGCGUCUGUGGACAGCAGGAGGAGGUCAGCAAGAGUUCAAAGAGGCUGCUGCCAGACCGGAGUCAUGCCGCCCACAACCGAGCUAAUGAGAAGCUCGUACAUUUCAUCGUAAAGCAGCGCAUGGUGGAAGAACGCCUUCGGGCUGUGAUCAGCGGGCAGCAGCAGUCCAAAUGGCUUCGCUCCUUUCUGACUGCCCGUCGGAGACGGGUGGUGAACAUAUACCUGGAAGAUGACCAGCAGUUGGACCAGGUCUACUUGUACCUAAAUGAGCUCUACACAACAGCCGUGGCCACCGCCUCAUGCCUGACUGCGGUGAAAUUCAGGGAACCCGUCCCCUUUAUCCUGGAUGUGCUUCUUCCUGAGGCCAUCAUCUAUGCCAUAGCCGGGGUGGACAAUGUGUCGGUUCAAAAGGCAGAAGAAAAGUACCUGAAUGGGCGAUGCAUCAGUAACAGAGAAAUACAAGAGUUCGACUUGAUGAUUGAGCAGUUGAUAAGGAACAAAGCGCAGCCUCCAAACACUGCACUUGCAUUAUUCUCUGACCCCGUCAGUUAGAAGACAGAUUAUUGCAAGAAUGAAAACUGUUUUUUGUACUGAGUUUUUUUUUAAUGUUUUCUUUACAGGUAAUAUAGCUGCAGUUAUGUGCCUAAUGAUCCACGCCUUUUUGCAAAACACAGCACUGUAAUAUAUUGGAUGUUAAAUGCUGAAACAAAUAAAUCAGACAAUCUAAUCUUACCGCAUAACUGUUUGCUGCCAUAUUCCUCACAGUGUUCAUCAUUGAUAAUCUAUUGUUUGUAUGUGGUUGUGUUGCAAAAAUAUUUUCUAAAAUAACAGAAUAGAAAGAUUUUUUUAUAUGUUGUUUGUUUGUUGUUUAUAUGUUUAAUGUUUAUUUUAAUAAACCGUUUAG